This is a messenger RNA of Drosophila willistoni, 3276 nucleotides long. RefSeq names its product dynamin (gene shi). Gene Ontology annotation, cellular component: microtubule; cytoplasm; plasma membrane. Lineage: Eukaryota; Metazoa; Arthropoda; Insecta; Diptera; Drosophilidae. The record is from RefSeq and is a predicted model, not a curated record. Gene Ontology annotation, molecular function: GTP binding; microtubule binding; GTPase activity. The transcript is spliced from 13 exons. Gene Ontology annotation, biological process: receptor-mediated endocytosis. Bases 278 to 2848 code for a protein of 856 amino acids.
AAAGAAAUAAAAUACAAAAAAAAUACACAACAAAUAAUUAAAGCAAAGGCAGCGACAGAGAGCUGGCGUGUAGGCGUAGCUUAGCGCCGCAGGAGCACAAUUGACUGUUAAUCUCUGUCGUCUCCUCACCACCCGCCCCCGCACUACUACCACCUACAACUUCUCCUUCUCUCUACACCACAAAAAGAAAAGCCAAGUACUACUACUAUUAUCAGCAGGAGCAGCAGCAGCAGCAGCAUCAGCAGCAGCAGCAGCUAGUCUUAUCGCAUUAUUCAUCAUGGAUAACUUGAUACCUAUUGUUAAUAAGCUGCAAGAUGCCUUCACAUCAUUGGGCGUGCACAUGCAAUUGGAUUUGCCACAAAUUGCGGUAGUUGGUGGCCAAUCUGCAGGAAAAAGUUCGGUGCUCGAGAAUUUUGUUGGCAAAGAUUUCCUUCCUCGUGGUUCUGGUAUUGUUACUCGUCGACCUUUGAUCUUACAAUUGAUCAAUGGCAUCACCGAAUAUGGCGAGUUUUUACAUUGCAAGGGUAAAAAGUUCACAAGCUUCGAUGAGAUACGAAAGGAAAUCGAAGAUGAGACAGAUCGUGUGACCGGUAGUAAUAAGGGCAUUUCAAACAUUCCGAUUAAUUUGCGCGUCUAUUCGCCACAUGUGCUCAAUUUGACACUAAUCGAUUUGCCUGGUCUAACCAAGGUGGCCAUUGGUGAUCAGCCAGCGGACAUUGAGCAGCAGAUUAAGCAAAUGAUAUUCCAAUUUAUACGCAAGGAGACAUGCCUGAUAUUGGCUGUGACACCGGCCAAUACCGAUUUGGCCAAUUCGGAUGCCCUCAAGUUGGCCAAAGAGGUCGAUCCGCAGGGUGUGCGCACAAUUGGUGUGAUAACCAAGCUCGAUCUCAUGGACGAGGGCACCGAUGCUCGAGAUAUUCUUGAGAACAAAUUGCUACCGCUGCGUCGUGGCUAUAUUGGUGUUGUCAAUCGUUCGCAAAAGGAUAUCGAGGGCCGCAAGGAUAUCCAUAUGGCACUUUCCGCUGAGCGCAAAUUCUUCCUUAGCCACCCAUCCUAUCGCCAUAUGGCCGAUCGUUUGGGCACACCCUAUUUGCAGCGUGUACUCAAUCAACAGUUGACCAAUCACAUACGCGAUACAUUGCCCGGCCUGCGGGAUAAAUUGCAAAAACAAAUGUUGACCCUGGAGAAAGAAGUCGAGGAGUUUAAGCACUUUCAGCCAGGCGAUGCCAGCAUUAAAACAAAGGCCAUGCUACAAAUGAUCCAGCAACUGCAAUCGGACUUUGAACGAACCAUUGAAGGCAGUGGUUCUGCUUUGGUCAAUACAAAUGAGCUAUCCGGUGGCGCUAAGAUAAAUCGCAUAUUCCACGAGCGUUUGCGCUUUGAGAUUGUCAAAAUGGCUUGCGAUGAGAAGGAAUUGCGACGAGAGAUCUCAUUUGCCAUUCGUAACAUUCAUGGUAUUCGUGUUGGUCUCUUCACUCCGGACAUGGCCUUUGAGGCGAUUGUUAAACGGCAGAUUGCUCUGCUCAAGGAGCCGGUUAUCAAGUGUGUCGAUCUAGUCGUACAGGAAUUGUCUGUUGUGGUGCGCAUGUGCACCGAUAAGAUGAGCCGCUAUCCACGUUUGCGUGAGGAAACUGAACGCAUCAUUGCCACCCAUGUGCGUCAGCGUGAACAGAGCUGCAAGGAACAAAUUCUGUUGCUUAUUGAUUUUGAAUUGGCCUAUAUGAAUACCAAUCAUGAGGAUUUCAUUGGUUUUGCCAAGUAUGUUUUACCAAAUGAAUAUCAUCCCCCUAUAUCCCACCCCCCUAAUCUUCUCGCUUUCUUUCUUCUCUUCGUCGAUAGUGCUCAGAAUAAAUCUGAGAAUGCAAACAAGACAGGCACACGACAGCUUGGUAAUCAAGUCAUACGCAAAGGUCACAUGGUCAUACAGAAUUUGGGCAUUAUGAAAGGCGGAUCGCGACCUUAUUGGUUUGUGCUUACAUCGGAGAGCAUCUCCUGGUACAAGGACGAGGAUGAGAAGGAAAAGAAAUUCAUGUUGCCGUUGGAUGGUUUGAAAUUACGAGAUAUUGAGCAGGGCUUUAUGUCAAUGUCUAGACGUGUUACAUUUGCUUUAUUCAGUCCCGAUGGACGUAAUGUUUAUAAGGAUUACAAACAACUGGAAUUAUCCUGCGAGACGGUCGAAGAUGUCGAAUCAUGGAAGGCCUCAUUCCUACGCGCUGGUGUCUAUCCUGAAAAGCAGGAGGCUCAGGAAAAUGGUGACGAGACGGCCAGUGAGGAAAGCUCAUCGGAUCCCCAAUUGGAGCGACAAGUGGAGACAAUACGCAAUCUGGUUGACUCCUAUAUGAAAAUAGUCACAAAGACCACACGGGAUAUGGUGCCGAAGGCCAUUAUGAUGCUGAUCAUUAACAAUGCCAAAGAUUUCAUCAAUGGCGAGCUAUUGGCCCAUCUAUAUGCCUCUGGUGAUCAGGCACAAAUGAUGGAAGAAUCCGCCGAAUCAGCAACGCGACGUGAGGAAAUGUUGCGCAUGUAUCGUGCCUGCAAAGAUGCUUUGCAAAUUAUUGGUGACGUUUCCAUGGCAACUGUUUCGUCACCAUUGCCACCACCGGUUAAGAACGAUUGGCUACCAAGUGGCUUGGAUAAUCCACGUCUAUCGCCACCAAGUCCCGGUGGACCACGUAAACCAGCACCCACCGCACAGGGCUCUUUGGGUGGACGAAAUCCACCAUUGCCACCGGCAACUGGUCGCCCAGCACCAGCAAUUCCAAGUCGUCCUGGAGGCGGAGCACCUCCACUACCUGGCGGUCGGCCAGGUGGUGCUCUGCCGCCCCCACUGCUGCCCUCACGUCGCUAAAUUGUGUCAGAGUCAGCCGCCUCAUGCCCUAGCCAACAGCCCCACAGCCGAGGCAUUUACUCUUAACUAACUAACUAAAUUAACUGUAUUAACUAAAACAUUGCUCUUGCUUUAUCCAAAAAGAAAAACAAGGAAGAACAUACAAAACAGAACUUGAUAGAAAUUCAAAACUGUCAAACACACACACACACACAAAUAUACCCACACAUUACUCAGCUCUCUCGACAACGACAAAAAGAAAGAAAGGAAAAAUAGAAAAAUCUAUAAACAACAAUAUAUUAACUAAAAUGUAUGUAUUAUAAUCAUUAUGCGUUUCAUUAUUAUUAUUAUAAUUAUGAUUAUUGUAAUUUACAAAGUAAAUAUCAUUAACUAAAAUAUGAAGACAAAAUAUAUAAUAUAUACCUACAUACACAUACAUAUAAACAAAA